GCGCAGGGGAGACCCGCAUCGCAGCACGAGAGAGCCGGAUCGCUCCGGUUUCUUGGUGCACCCAGCCCAGCCCAGCCCAGCCCAGCUCAGCAGGGCCCAGACUCCGCCCCGGCCCGCCCCGGCUGCCCUCCCAGCCGGUGUCCCAGACGCACACCGCAGUUCUCUGGUCCUCGCGGGCGGGCGCGCUGCGGGGACCCACGCGCAGGGAGCUCAUGGAGCCGGCGUGUGCGCCCCGGCAGGACGGCAGGGCGGAGCAGCUGCUGGGCGAGCUGGAGGCGCUCGUGAAGGACGUGGUGAGGGCGAGCUCGUGGUGGGAACGCCGCGGUGUGGACUGCGCCAUCCUGGUGCUCAGCCUCCUCGCCCUGCCGGCAGGGUUCCUGUGCCUGCGCUCUGAGAACCUCCUGGUCUUUGCCGUUGGCAUCGCUGUGUUGGGUGUGUGCCACUAUACGCUCACUGUCAAGGGCAGUCACCUGGCCACUCACAAUGCCCUCUCUGAGUCCAAAUUCUGGAACAAUAUCUUAGCACUUUUCUUUGUGGAGGUCUGCACAGCCUUCCCUGCAGAGUAUGCUAAGUAUGGCCACGUCAAGAUGCACCACGGCUACACCAAUGUGGUGGGUCUGGGGGACUCGAGCACGUGGAAGCUGCCCUGCCUCAACCGUUACGUCUAUAUGUUCCUCGCACCCUUUUUAAUCCCCAUUGUUACCCCUCUGGUGGCUCUCGAGCGGCUGAGGAAGGUGGGGCUGAGGUCAGCUCUGCAGACACUGGGCCUGAUUUCCCUGGGCCUCUAUUUCCACUACUGGCUGCUCCUCCACGUGUCAGGCUUCAAGAGCCCCGGCUCCGCCCUGGCCUGCAUGCUGCUCACCAGGUCUCUGCUGGCCCACCCCUACCUCCACGUCAACAUCUUCCAGCACAUUGGGCUCCCCAUGUUCUCCCUGGACAAGAAGCCCCGGCGGAUUCACAUGAUGAGUCUGGGCGUACUGAACCUACCCCGGCUGCCGGUGCUGGACUGGGCAUUUGGUCACUCGCUCAUCAGCUGCCACAUAGAGCACCACCUCUUCCCUACGCUCUCUGACAACAUGUGCCUGAAGGUGAAGCCCGUGGUGUCCAAGUUCCUCCAGGAGAAGCAGCUGCCAUACAAUGAGGACUCCUACCUGGCUCGCUUCUGGCUGUUUUUCGAUCGCUACGAGGAGUUCAUGGUGCAGGCCCCGUCCAUCACGGAGCUGGUGGGGCUGCAGUGAGGCUGAGCUCCAGUCCGGGCCCAGCCCUGGCCCUGCUGCUGCCCCUGGCCCCAGGGCUGUGGUGCGGUGACAGGUCACGGACCUGAGCAUAGAGGCCUUGGGCAGGCAGCCAGACAGCCAGCUUAUGCUCUUUGCUCUUCUGGGAUCCAAGGAGUGUUUGUGGGAAGGGAAUAAUGGCAGCCGAGCUCCAUGGCCAGUCUGGGUUUCAGCGGGCUCCUUCUCAGAGUGCCUCCCUCUGUCCAUCUGAACCUGAAGGGGGUUGGGGCUGGGAGACUGAGGCAGCUUCUGGUUUUUUUGCCCCGGCCAUCUGAGACUGGAGGAAGCAUCAGCCCCUUGGGCUGGGGCCUUUCUGAUGCAGGCCCAGCCACUGUUACUUCCUGCACUGUUUGAAGCCCCGCCCACCCCCAGAGCCCUCUCCCCAGGCACACAGGUCCAGUCACUUUUGGCAAAACCCAAGCUUGUGCACGACACAGGCUCUGCAGUUUCCAGGGCCGUGGUCUCAGCGGGAUAAACGUGUGUUUUGUGGGGUGAAGUGGGGGGAGGUAGUACCUCAGGGAUGGCGCUGGGGAAAGAGUAUACAUAGCUUUAGGCUUGACCUUGGCUAGUUGUAGAAAAGUGCUCUGUUCCAUGAUGUUUAGGAGUAGUGAACCAGGGAGAGAAAAUUAUGGGAAGUAGCUGGAGUUGGAGGCAGUUACAGAAACUGGGUCUGCAGAGAUCACUUUAGGAGAGAGAGGAGGGGGAGGGCAGGCUAAGAAAGAAAAGCCAAGGAUACCUCGGCAGUGAAAGUCUGUAGCCUGGGUGUGAGGUGGGGCUGGAAGGGAGCUGCUGAUGCCAGCCCUAGGCAGAGGCCAAGGCGGGGGGUGGGGGGGGCAACACUGACACUGAGCCCAGAGUAGGCGGAGUGGAGAGGCUGGAGCUGAGAGGGUGCAAGGGAGUCUCUGGGUGAAGGUUAGGGAAGGAGCAGAGAGGCCAGGCCUGGACAGGAGGCCACAGCAGGCAGGACAGGACUUCUCACCCAUCGCUGCUUUUUUUUUUGAAGAAAAAAAACCCUAAAAUUUCAAAACAAUAGGGGUAACAAGGGUUAGUACACUGCAUAUUAUCUUUGAAUUAAGAGUACAAGAUAUAGGUAUUUAAUUGUCCAAGCAAUAUUAGCACAAACCUUUUCUUCAAUGAACUAAGAGAACGAUCUUAACUAUCAUAGAUCUACCUGUCCAUAUAUAUAUUUGUUUUGCUUUUCCCAUCUUCUUCUUCUUCCUCUCAUCCCAGUUUCUCUUUCCUUUUGAAUAGCUUCUUCCCAUUUUACAAAACCUAUUGGACAUUUUGGAUCUUUUUCUUCUAAACUGGGAACUGAACUCAGGACCUAAUGCUUGCCAGGCAGGCACUGUGCCACUGAGCUAUAUCCCUGGCCCACAUUUUGGAUCUUCCUCUUUCAGCUUUUCACACUAGGGAGACAAUACAGUGUUUACACAUGUGAGUCUAGUUUAUUUCACUUAUGAGUACGGUCUUGAGUUGUAUUCACUUGCCUGUAAGGCUUCAGUUUAUCCUUCUUUAUGGCCGAAUAGUACUCCAUUGUAUAAAAAGACCACAUCCUUUUUAUUCAUUGUUUGGUUGAUGUUACCCAACGCUGUUGACAUUUUAUCUACAUUUUUUUUGUUUUUUGUUGUCCUAUAUAUCAUAGGAUGUUUAGUCAUGCUCCUGGUUUCUGGAGCCCAAGUUUUAACAAUCAAAAAUGUCCCCAGACAUAGGCAAAUGUCCCUGAGAGGGUCAAAAUCAUUCCUGAGAACUUAUAGGUCAUUUUUCUGGGUUUAUAAUUGCCUUGUUUCUCAGUUAAAGCUUUGGAUGGAGUGAAGGGCAUGUUGAUCCGGGUGAAGGGAAGCUAAAUGGUAACAAACGGGAGCCCUUGAAAUGGUGAAGGAGGUAGAUAACAAGACCUAGGCAGAAGCCAGUGAAGCCAUUCUCAAGAGGCCAGUGCUCAGUGUGUCCCUCCAGACCCUCCCCAACCCUGUCUACGCCCUACCCCCCUCUCGCAGAGACCAUAGCUCCUUCCACCAGCACCCUCUUCCAGCUGAGUUCCCAAAUAACUCCCUCCUUGGGCUCCCUCACGGCCUGGCCUGGCAGUGGCUUCCAGCUGAUGCUGCACCCUGGAUGUGUCCUUGUUCCCGUAAUCCUGCUCCACCUCUGCAUAGAGCCUCCCCUGUGUGCCAUCUGGGAGGCUCACUAUGCAGCAGAGUUUUGGAUCUGAGCAGCUCUUGGAACAGAGCUGAGGUAGCCUGGCAGCCUCCCCAGCCCACUGCUUUGCUGUAUGUUAUUGCUGCUCUUUUGAAAUGCAUCAGUAGCUGAAAUGGUCUUAUGGUCUGGGAGUGUAAUUCAUCAAACUGCUGAUUCUCCAUAUACAAAAAUGCAAUGGCAGAAAAAGGUCCUGUGCGUAUUCCAGGCUAAUGAUUAAAACCAUGAAAAUAUACAACCAGUGACUUGCUAUUGAUCUGGACCUGAAAGUGUCUGGGCAGCAGCUGGGAGCCCUGCUGCUAAAUCUAAGUGUAGCAUGAUCACCCCCCCCCCAACAAAUCAGCUUGGUUUCUUUGAUUUUCUGUUACUCAGAAUACCUGGGGUUUGAGAGAUGAGGUAGGGUGACAGCAGCAAAUAGUGUUUUUAAGGCUCUACAGAGAUCUAAAGUCUAACUUAAAGAGUUGUAUGGAGGUGACAAUAUUGAUAAUGAUGGCUAACAUUUAUUUACCACAAAUGGCAGGUAUUUUGACCUACUUCGUCUAAUUUUAAAACCAGUUACUUCCGUUUUCUUCAUACUACACAUGGCAAAAAGGGAGGCGGCAUGGGGAGAUCAAACUUCUCAGUGUCACAUAGCUACUAAGUGGCAGAAGAGGGAUUUGAACUCAGAAUCCACACUCUCACCUACCAGACAUACUGCCUCUGGAUGGGAAGCCCUAUAGAGCUCCUGAGUGUCAGAUCUUGAAUUUCCAUCUCUUGUGUGAAAAGAUAAUUGAUAGAUUCUGCUACCCUGGUGCUUAACUAUCUGAAAGGUGACAUCUGCCCAACUUGGCACCGACGCUCUCUCUCCAAGAGUAGCUAGUACAUCCUCCUCCUCAUUCCAGAGAUAAGCCUCCCACUGCCUUGUGUGUGUGCACUGAGCCUUUUCCAAUCCCAAGACUCUCCCAACACCCACGCCUCCACCCCCAGCCCCAGGAAAUCUUUGUUUCCUGUUUUAUGCUUGCAGAUGCCCCUUCAAAUCAGUUGUUAAUGUGUUAUUUUGCCCACCUCCAAAACUCCUCCCCCAGCCAAAACUAAUACAAGUAAUUUCAUUUCUUUGUUCUGAGAACCUCCUUGCACUCCUUGGCAGCUCUCUGGUGCCCACAUUAAAGGCCUUUCUACUCGUC
Cavia porcellus (domestic guinea pig) is the source of this 4627-nucleotide messenger RNA. It is a transcript of the gene Fads6, whose product is annotated as fatty acid desaturase 6. NCBI's taxonomy places the organism in Eukaryota, Metazoa, Chordata, Mammalia, Rodentia, Caviidae. Gene Ontology annotation, cellular component: membrane. Gene Ontology annotation, molecular function: oxidoreductase activity, acting on paired donors, with oxidation of a pair of donors resulting in the reduction of molecular oxygen to two molecules of water. The transcript is spliced from 6 exons. The record is from RefSeq and is a predicted model, not a curated record. The coding region runs from base 213 to 1238 and encodes 341 amino acids. Gene Ontology annotation, biological process: lipid metabolic process.